Messenger RNA from Talaromyces proteolyticus, 924 nucleotides. RefSeq lists its product as uncharacterized. The transcript has a single exon. The record is from RefSeq and is a predicted model, not a curated record. Bases 232 to 906 code for a protein of 224 amino acids. Lineage: Eukaryota; Fungi; Ascomycota; Eurotiomycetes; Eurotiales; Trichocomaceae.
GCCAAAUCCUACCAUCGCCUGCAACGCAAAAGGUGCCGAGGGAUUGGGUCUUACCCCAGAGUUACAGCAAGCUGCGUAAACAUGAAGACAGAGGUGAAUCUCCCAUUGAUAAAGUAAUUCCAGCGAAAAAAAGGUAUAAGGGGAACUGAUCCCCGCUGGCCGGUAUGGCCAUCCGGUUUACUGCCAUCACAUUCUUAAUUAUUUUCAACGACAAUAGAAAUUUCGCCAAAAAUGCGUGUUGAACCUCUAAUUUUUACUGCUGCGGCAGCAGCCACUGCGACUACCAACGCAUCGCUCCCGUCGCUACAUGUGCCAAAGUGUCCACGCUCUGCGGUGGCCUAUGUUGACCAGUCGGUCCCAGACCGAGGGCCGUUCCCAAUGACCACAGUCAGCCUCUGCUACGAUGACACCUCUAUUCAACUGGCCUUCAAAGCGUUUAACGAGACAAACUACUACUACAACGCGAGCCAGACCACAAAUGGCGACAUCUGGGAGUACGAGGUGAUGGAGGCCUUCCUCUACCACGGCACCAACGACCCAACGACCUACCUUGAAUACGAGGUCAACCCCAACAACGUCACAUACCAGGCUGUCGUCUACAACCCGACUAAGGUGCGGGCCGUUGGUGCUCCAUUUGACCACUUUUUCGUGACUGAUCCCGCUACGGACGGAUUCACCGCCACAACAACUCUCGAUAAGUCGAAGAACACAUGGGAGUCCGUUGCGAAAAUUCCUCUCGCAUUGUUUAAUGUCGACCAAGUCAAGGGCUCUAGGUGGCGUAUGAAUUUUUUCCGCACCAUCACUUCGCCUAGCACUUACCCCAACCAGACCCUUGGUGCCUGGAGCCCGCCUGACCAGGCCAGCUUCCACAUGAGCCCAUACUUUGGCCAUGUUGUGUUUGUCUAAAUGUGUAUAUAUAUAAAC